Gambusia affinis (western mosquitofish) is the source of this 4911-nucleotide messenger RNA. It is a transcript of the gene atp6v0e2, whose product is annotated as ATPase H+ transporting V0 subunit e2. The coding region runs from base 198 to 443 and encodes 81 amino acids. Gene Ontology annotation, cellular component: proton-transporting V-type ATPase, V0 domain. The record is from RefSeq and is a predicted model, not a curated record. Gene Ontology annotation, biological process: proton transmembrane transport. NCBI's taxonomy places the organism in Eukaryota, Metazoa, Chordata, Actinopteri, Cyprinodontiformes, Poeciliidae. Gene Ontology annotation, molecular function: proton-transporting ATPase activity, rotational mechanism. The transcript has 4 exons.
CAUCUGCUGUAAUACUGAAAGACAGCGAGCUCCACCAAUCAAACACUGCCGUCUUUGAGCUUUGGACCAAUCACACGCAACUUCACCGGGAGUGGGCGGGAGCAGUGCAACGGACUGACUGUAGCCAUUGAUGCGCUUCUUUUCGAAGACAAACCGAUAAUAUUUUCCCAUUUGUGCGGCUUUUCCCGACUGCAGCCAUGGUUUAUCACUCUCUGGCCCUGCCGAUGAUCUGCUUCACCACGUUAUGGGCGCUGGUGGGGGUCGUGGCUCCAUUUUUAGUGCCGAAAGGACCCAACCGCGGUGUGAUCGUCACCAGUCUCAUCCUCACAGCCGUCUGCUGCUACUUGUUUUGGUUAAUAGCCAUUUUGGCCCAGACCAACCCACUGUUUGGUCCUCAGCUGAAGAAUGAAACUAUAUGGUAUCUGCAGUACUACUGGGAGUAAACAAGGUCUCAGUGACGUGACGCCUCCUGUAAUUCCCUCCUGCUGAUCUGCUGGACUUAAUUUCAUCAUCACGUCUGAUUCCCAACACACCCUCACAUUUUGGUCUGCAACAUUCUAAGAUUCAUACAAAUUUUGACUUUAAGCAUUUUGCAACUCAAAAGUUAACAUCAGCUUUCCCUAUAAACUUGGAGGAUAUGUAGAUCACACUGCAACCUCUGGGAUCUAAGAUGUGAAGAAUAUUAUAGGAUGUGUAUUCUAAAAAUCAAGCAGAGAUAAUGUGUUUUUCUUUUUUGUGCCGUGAUCAAACUAAAACAGAUUAGAAGUUGAUGUUAAUUUUACCUUUUGAAAAUGUGCAAUCUUUUAAUUUUGCAUUUGUUUACAUUUUGGAUUGUGUGUUGCUCUCUCGUCGGGCAAACCUGCAUUUCAGCGUGUAUUUAUUUCAGGGCAAGGACACUUAUGUGAGCUUGUAGUAAUCAACACAGAGUCCAUUGGGUCUUGUUAUAUAACUGGUAUUACCUGUGAUGUAACUGUUAGUGUGUGUGUGUGUGUGUGUGUGUGUGUGUGUGUGUUUGAGUCACUGUGAGCACGCAGCGUUUGUAACUGCUGACACAAGAGUCUCCCAAAAACUGCGAGCAGAGAGCGAUUCCCUCCAUUUUCAAAACGAAAACUUCCUCCCACAUUCUUUUCCAUGCUCCACACCAUGGAGGUCCACGUUGCCAUGGUGACCUCACCGCCCAAUCCAGCCCUUAUCCACUUGGAUUCUUUUGAUUAAGCGCUACCGUUAUUUCCUGCCUACGGAAAGACAAACGUCUGGUUCUACUGUAGAGACACGGUUGUGGAGAAAUUGCUGCUUGUUGGUCUUAGUAGUUUCUGUUAGUUUUAUCAUUUAAGUUAUGGUGGGUUAAUUGAUUGGUUUUGACAUUUCUUUUUUACCUUUUAGUAUCAGGUCACAUAACCUUUAUCUCUAGUGAUUUUAUCCUAAAUGUCACUAUAGGGGGGUUUUCACAGCUGAUAGUCGGGUUCACUCGGUUCAAUUCAGGACCGAAAUUUCAACGUUCGUUACUUUUUCAGCUGGUGUGGUUUGCUUUCACACUGCACUGUCUUUGAAAAACCUGUCCCCCCCCUCGCCUGUGGUGGCGUUGCCCUAAGAACUACUGAAGGAAACUACAUAAAAACUUGAUUACAACUUCCUUCUUUAUCCUUCUUUAUGAAAUGUAAACAGAAAUGAGAUUUUAAUUGUUGUAGAGUUCCUCUUUUGUUUUUGGUAAAAGACCAUGAGCCAUUUCUCCCGCUAGCAUUAGACUUUCUUGUUUGUUUUGGUUGUAUUUUCCCAGAAUUCCCUAUACUUUAGUCUGUUUCCCCCUUUUGGAGCAGUCUUUGGUCCACUUGGUGUUCACAUUCAAACCUCACCAUGAUUCACUUCAACCAAACCGAGACCUAAGUUUUUUGUUUUGGUCUGAAUCACAGUUUGCUUUUAUUUUUGUCCGUAUCAGAGUUUGAUUGCACAUUCACACCUUCCCAAACAAACUGGACUGUCCAGGCAAACAAACUAGAGUUCAGUUAAAGUGGAUUAAACAGGGCUGGUGUGAAUCCCAUUCCAGGUGUUGGUCCAGGAAGUAGGCAGUUCUGUGCAGAUAACAUGGCUGCUUAAAUCAACAAUAACAACACAAACAACAGCAGAGAACAUAAGUAAAAAUGCUACCAAGCUAAAUCUCUGCCAAUUAUUCCAUUACACACAUAAACUACUGUUAACACUGCAGCACAGCUAUUUUGUGCAGGAAGCUAGACAAGUCUGGAGUUUUAAAAUUGUCUUCUAAUCAGCCUUUUUUCAGAUCAUAGCGUUGUGCUCUUUCUCAGGCCUCACGGAGGUUUGCUGUGUCAUGGACCUUUAACUAAACCUUCAAUAUAUUUCCAAUAUUUGACUGGAAGUUGUGUAAAUUAUUUAUCUUUAGUUUGUGUUAAGUGGCACUGAGAUCCAGCUGUAACAGUAAUGAAGUGGAUUUUUCCACAUUUUUAAGGAAAAGUCGUGGCAGCCUGGCUUGUGUGGUGAUCAGACUGUUUUCUACACAGGAAUCCCAGAGUGUUUUCCUCCUGUGGUGUCAUGUCGUCCUGCACCAGUGAAAUAAAAUGCAGAUAUGUGUGUGACAGAGGUAUCGGUUCGGUUGCUGGUGUUGCUAAGGGUGAUGUUUAAUAUUGCAGAUGAACGGCACCAACAAUGAAAGUUUCUCCAGCAGUGAGUCAUAACCUGCCGGUCAAACAAUGCAGUGACGGGUAAAAUAAUAGCACUAAUUUAUUGGCACGCUCUUUAGGAGAAUCCAUCAUACAGCUGAAACUAUUUUUUAUUGAAAUAAACUAAUUUAGUAAUUGAUUAAUCAUCAAGCAUUGAGACUCAAAAAAGACCAUUUGCUGAAAGAGCAACAGUCAGAGCAGUUAGAAAACUGCACAAAAAUGUGUAUACAUUUUACAAAAAAAAUAUUUUCUUGAUGUUUUACCCAAAACUCCUCAAGUAGCAAAGUUCUGGCUUCACCCAGUUUGAAUUCUGUUCAAAAGGUGUUUAAUCUCCUAUUAAACACCUGUUGUUACCCAAAUUUUAAUCAAUUAUUUUAAAAAAAUCAAUAGAUCAGCUGUACACUGUAUUGAUAAGUCAGUUCAAUUCAAAUUCAAUCAAAAAUAAUACCCUAUUAAUCCCAAAGGGAAAUUAAAUGUUGUUGUAGCUCAUUAAUUCAGAUUCUUCAAGGAGUUAUUGUAGCUAAUGAUGGCUGUGGGCAGGAAAUCUCUCUUGUAGCAGUCUGUAGUACAGCGAAUCUGAAGAAACCUCUGACUGAAGAUGCUCUGUUUUCUGAAGACUCAAGAAGAGGAAAAGGCAGAGAUGUUAGAAGUAUUUUUUAGCUCCAGAUGCAUCUUUUGGUACAAAUAAGCGAGCAUGCACUAAAGCAGGGGUGUCAAACUCCAGUCCUGGAGGGCCUCUGUCCUGUAACUUUUAGAUGUGCCUCUGCUGCACCACAGCUGAGUAGAAUAAUUAGGUCAUUAAGGCUCUGGAGAACUGAUCUACACAAGGAGGAGGUGAUUAAGCCAUUUCAUUCCAGUGUUUUGUUGCUGUGGCUCAUCUAAAAACUGCAGGACACCAACCCUCGAGGACUGGAGUUUGAGACCUCUGCACUACAGGAAUGCUUUUGUUGCAUUUUAGACAUUAACAUGUUUAUUAUCUUAAUUAAAAAUAAUAAAUUCCUUAUUUGCAUCUUUUAAUGUAUUUCUACUUUAAAAUAUUUCUGAUAUUAGAAAAGGAUUCAAUGAAAAAUCUACAGAAAGUGGUAAUUUCUUAAUUUGAUUAAUUGUUAGAACAAUCUAUGGAUUAAAUGAAAACUAAAAUAAUCAUUAGCGGUUGACCUAAAUUUAUCUUAUUGAAUGCAUAUUAAUGCCACGGCGCCCCCUGGAGGGGGCAUUAUGCCUGAUCUGUCCACAUUCUUCCCUUUCUCUUCAUUUUUCUCUCCGUUCCUCUGACAUGUUGAACAUUUUUUGGAUUCACCUGCCUCCUGCUGAAGCUUUAAGCGUGUCAUCUGCCAACCACGACCACAGCUACGCUUCCCGCCUCCACUCCCCAUGUCCUGGUCUCAAACACCCCUUCCUCCCUCCCUCGCUGCCACGUUCCUCCCCGUCCGCCUCUCCAAAACCACUUUGCUUCAGCCAAAAAGAAACCAAAUCAAAAUACAGCUACUUUUUAGAAAGACCAAAUUGCGUUGUAUCUUUGCCCCAGCCCUUUGCUGUAGCUGUGGUGGUGGUUGCACACGUACAACGAGUUAAUAGGUGACUAUAAUGUGGCAUGCAUGAAGAAAGGACAUAAGGGAAGCUGCCCUUUUACUCCUGUAAAGAUGCAUUUGUUAGGUUUUAGUUUCGCUCCAGCAGAUCUCAUAAAGCGGCUUCUCAUUUGCUCGAAGGACAUCGUUUUGUUGGAAGUGACAAAGUGGCUCUGACUUGAUUUUUUUAUUUUUAUUUUUUUUUGUCUCUUUUCUCGUUGGGAUUACGUUCCCAACCCCACUCGUCACCCAACAGUUUGCAUACAGACGGACAGAGUCACAUUUUCAUUGUCGGUGAAUCACAGGAGACCAAAUGGCAUCGUUCUCACCCAGCCAAACUCGCUGAACUGACAGAGGGAACAGCCAAGACUUCAGCGAAAUCCCUCCAAGCGCUCCGACAGUGAGUGGACCCUAACCAUUUCUUCCUUUUCCGAUGCUUCUCUCCAGCUUUGGUGAUGACUGCCCACUACUCAGCUGUUAGAUGCUCCUGGCAGUAUCAAAACGAGAUAGAUUUUAUCAUGUGUUAAGAGUCUCCACGGUAACUAAAAUCCAGCAAAUUGCAAAUCUAAGUGUUGAUGGAAAUGGGAUAUGUACGAUAUGUGUGUAGCCUUGUGUUAUUGUGAAGUUAAUUGGUGGCAUUGUUGGUGAAAUACCCCAUUAAAAAAUUUUAUCUC